Molecule: messenger RNA, 3091 nt
Organism: Cuscuta campestris
Lineage: Eukaryota; Viridiplantae; Streptophyta; Magnoliopsida; Solanales; Convolvulaceae
Source: the annotation of a GenBank genome assembly
CUCCAUUCUUUCUUCUUAAAAUUGCAGCAACUUUUCUCUUCUUUAUACUCUAUAUAUCCAUAAUAAUAUUAAGUUAUUUUACUCCCAAUACACUACCAAAUCUUUUCCCAAAAGACUAGAAGAAGUUAGAGCCAACAAGAGUUCGUUUAGAGCCCGUUUAAGCUCGAUAACACCUCUAGAGUCUCGGUUCCUUACUAGUCUUCAACAACUCCGUUUCACUUUCUCUCUCGAACUCGAGGAAAAGGUCUGUAGUUUGCGGACCACUACUGUAGAUAUCCACAUGAGAAGUGGUGGAUCGAAGGAGUAACCUUUUCCGUUCGUAUUUAAUUCCUUGGAUCGAUACUUUCAUUUCAUCGCAAGCAGGUUUUCUUCUUCACCGACGUAUCUAAUUUUCCACCGUCGUUCUCAGCUAGAUCGGAAAUGAGUCACCAAACCGAGUCAUCUGACUCGAAAAAUGCUAAGAAGGACUUCUCCACUGCGAUUCUGGAGCGGAAGAAGGCGCCGAAUCGGCUCAUCGUCGAUGAGGCUGUCAGCGAUGAUAACUCUGUUGUUGCUCUCCACCCUGCCACAAUGGAGAAGCUCCAACUCUUCCGCGGAGACACGGUUCUGAUCAAGGGGAAAAAGAGGAAAGACACUGUGGUAAUAGCACUGGCUGAUGAGAAUUGUGAAGAGGCAAAGAUAAGGAUGAAUAAAGUUGUUCGGUCAAAUUUGAGAAUUCGUCUUGCUGAUGUUGUGUCUGUACACCAAUGUCCUGAUGUCAAGUACGGGAAGCGGGUGCACAUACUUCCUAUAGAUGAUACAAUUGAAGGGAUAACUGGUGAUCUUUUUGAAUCGUACUUGAAGCCUUACUUUUUGGAGGCAUACCGUCCUGUGAGGAAAGGAGACCAUUUCCUUGUUCGAGGAGGCAUGCGAAGUGUGGAAUUCAAGGUCAUUGAGACAGAUCCAAGUGAGUAUUGUGUUGUUGCUCCUGAUACAGAAAUCUUCUGUGAGGGGGAGCCAGUGAGGAGGGAGGAUGAGGACAGGCUUGAUGAAAUUGGGUAUGAUGAUGUUGGUGGCGUUAGGAAACAAAUGGCUCAGAUUCGUGAAUUAGUAGAGCUUCCACUGAGGCACCCUCAACUUUUCAAAUCCAUUGGUGUUAAACCACCAAAGGGUAUUUUGCUUUACGGUCCUCCGGGUUCUGGGAAGACACUGAUUGCAAGAGCUGUUGCCAACGAAACAGGGGCAUUUUUCUUUUGUAUCAAUGGACCAGAAAUUAUGUCCAAGUUAGCUGGAGAGAGUGAAAGCAAUCUCAGAAAAGCUUUUGAAGAGGCUGAAAAGAAUGCUCCAUCUAUUAUAUUCAUUGAUGAAAUUGAUUCAAUCGCUCCCAAACGGGAGAAGACACAUGGUGAAGUUGAAAGAAGAAUUGUCUCUCAACUUUUAACUCUUAUGGAUGGAUUGAAGUCCCGUGCUCAUGUAAUUGUUAUGGGAGCUACAAAUCGUCCCAACAGUAUUGAUCCUGCUCUUAGGAGGUUUGGCAGGUUUGACAGGGAAAUAGACAUAGGUGUUCCAGAUGAAGUUGGCCGUCUCGAAGUUCUACGCAUUCACACUAAGAAUAUGAAACUCUCUGAGGAUGUUGAUCUGGAGAAAAUUGCCAAAGACACACAUGGUUAUGUUGGUGCUGACCUUGCAGCUCUCUGCACUGAAGCUGCACUUCAGUGCAUCAGAGAAAAGAUGGAUGUCAUAGAUCUCGAGGAUGAAACAAUUGAUGCUGAAGUUUUGAAUUCUAUGGCGGUUACCAAUGAUCACUUCCACACUGCUCUUGGAACAAGCAAUCCCUCUGCUUUGCGUGAGACUGUUGUAGAGGUGCCCAAUGUCAGCUGGGAAGACAUUGGAGGGCUUGAGAAUGUUAAGCGAGAGCUUCAAGAGACGGUACAAUAUCCUGUUGAACACCCAGAGAAAUUUGAAAAAUUUGGCAUGUCACCCUCAAAAGGUGUUCUUUUCUAUGGCCCCCCUGGAUGCGGGAAAACCUUACUGGCCAAGGCAAUUGCUAAUGAGUGUCAAGCCAACUUCAUCAGUGUCAAAGGGCCUGAAUUGCUCACCAUGUGGUUUGGAGAAAGUGAGGCCAAUGUUCGUGAAAUUUUUGACAAGGCAAGAGGCUCAGCUCCAUGUGUUCUCUUCUUUGAUGAGCUGGACUCUAUUGCCACUCAGAGGGGAAGCAGUGUUGGAGAUGCGGGUGGUGCUGCUGAUCGGGUUCUUAAUCAACUUCUGACAGAAAUGGAUGGCAUGACAGCAAAGAAGACUGUUUUCAUUAUCGGAGCUACAAACAGACCUGAUAUUAUUGACCCUGCACUCCUCCGUCCUGGUAGACUCGAUCAAUUGAUCUAUAUCCCUCUGCCAGAUGAGGAUUCACGGCAUCAGAUUUUCAAAGCCUGUCUAAGAAAAUCUCCGGUCUCCAAAGAUGUUGAUCUAAGAGCUCUUGCAAAAUACACCCAAGGAUUUAGUGGGGCCGAUAUAACUGAGAUCUGCCAGAGGGCCUGCAAAUAUGCCAUUCGUGAGAACAUUGAGAAAGAUAUAGAAAGGGAGAGGAGGAGGAGGGAGAACCCGGACUCCAUGGAUGAAGACGUGGAGGAGGAUGAAGUAGCAGAGAUAAAGGCUGCACAUUUCGAGGAAUCAAUGAAGUAUGCUCGCAGGAGUGUGAGUGACGCUGACAUACGCAAAUACCAGGCGUUUGCCCAAACGUUGCAGCAGUCCCGUGGCUUUGGAACAGAGUUCCGGUUUGCCGAGCCCGGGAGGAGUGUCGGUGGUGCCACCGCCGGCUCUGACCCGUUUGCAACUUCUACAGCAGCGGCAGCUGAUGAAGACGACCUGUAUAGCUAAAAGUGUUUGUUUUUCGAUCCGCUUGAUAACAGUAUUUCUGGUGAUGUUCUUUCUUUUACUACUGUGUCUGUGUUUGGGUUUCUUAUGUUUGGUUUUCUUAUGAAGUCCGUUGUUGACCCUAUAAAUCAAUUCUCCCAUUCAGAUAUUUAAGUCCUAUGCUUCUUUGCCAACAUAAUUUUAUUUAAUUUUACAAGUGUGCCUUCCAGUUUGUGCUUGUGUGCUUUGGACUUAGGGG